UUUAUAGACGGUGGAAGGAAGCCCUGCGCCCAGCAGAAUCGUUACUGUUGAACUUGGUUUGUACUAAUCAACUUUAAAAUACGGAAAGCAUGAACCCGCUGAAUCAGCCACAGAGAGGAAUGAUCCAGCCUCAAACAAUUCAGCAGGUUGAUAGAGAAAGGAUCUAUCAAUGGAUCAACGAUUUGUCAUCUCCUAAAACGAGGGAAAAUGCACUAUUGGAGUUGAGUAAAAAACGUGAGGUUGUCCAAGAUUUGGCCCCUCUUCUAUGGCACUCCUUUGGAACAAUAGCUGCACUUCUACAAGAGAUAAUCCAGAUCUACCCUUGCAUCCUGCCCCCUGUUCUUACAGCCUCUCAGUCCAACCGUGUGUGCAAUGCCCUGGCUCUUCUACAAUGUGUUGCCUCUCACCCUGAUACUCGUUCAGUAUUCCUCUCUGCUCACAUCCCACUAUUCCUGUACCCGUUCUUGCACACUGUGAGCAAAACCCGUCCAUUUGAGUACCUUCGUCUCACAAGUCUAGGAGUCAUUGGUGCUCUAGUGAAGACUGACGAACAAGAAGUGAUCAACUUCCUUCUGAACACCGAGAUUAUCCCACUAUGCCUCCGCAUCAUGGAAGGGGGUAGUGAGCUUUCCAAAACAGUUGCUACAUUCAUCCUGCAAAAGAUUCUUCUAGAUGAAACAGGACUUGGCUAUAUUUGCCAUACUUAUGAAAGAUUUUCUCAUGUGGCCAUGAUCCUGGGCAAAAUGGUUUUGGCUCUUUCAAAAGAACCCUCCGCUCGUCUUCUUAAGCACGUGGUUCGUUGCUACCUUCGUCUUUCAGAUAAUUCAAGGGCCAGAGAAGCCCUCCGCCAGUGUCUGCCGGACCAGCUCAAAGAUCUCACCUUCCAGAACUGUCUCAAGGAUGACACCACCACCAAACGCUGGCUAGUGCAGCUACAGCAGAAUCUCGCCGACACCACUCCAGAUGCCAGUGGGAACAGGCCCCUCUAAACGUGUGUGUGUGUGUGUGCAAUCUGCAAGAAUGUGAGGACAGAGUGCAUGGAGGUGUUGCUGUUAACGGUGCCGUUACUGUGGUUCAAAUCUGAUCCUGGACUUACAUUGUUAUUGAUUUUAAGCCUUGCCCCCGACCCUUGUUAUGGGAUUUGAAAUUAUUGUUUUGAUCGCUUAAAAACUUCUGAGUUGUAUUAAAGUUCACUGCUCUCAGAUGUCAAACAGAAGAAAGGAAGUUUGUGGGUGUGUGUAGUGUGGAAGAGUAUGCUUUUCUAUAUGAUGUGAUAUAUGCAGGAAUAUGGAAUACUCCCAGCUGCUUUUGAUGACUCUUAGUGAUGGCCAUACUCAUGUUCAAUAACAAAGUGAUGGAUGCAGUACAAUAAUUUUUUUUAAGGUCUACUUAAGCCUGUUUAAGAUGAGGCCUUUUAUUUUAGGCUUUAGUUGUAGAAGGGUUACAAUUACUUAAGGCCAUGUCUAUGUGGGAAUGUCAAUGUCUAGUCAAUUUGUUUCGGCUUCUGUAAUUCUUCCUCGCCUCUAAACUCAAUAUUUAUGUAUGAUCUGUCGUUAUCAGAGCAAAACAUUCUUCACUGUUACAUCGCGCGAACUCUUGAUGUUGAAAUUUAAUUGUAAUUUAAUAAUUAUAUUUUUUUACCUGACCUAGCAUAUUGAGAAGCAGUGCCUAGAGCAUUGAAAUUUAAAAUUAUUUCUUGUUUCAAAAGCAUAUAUAUCUUGGAAUCCUCCUCCCCGUUCCGCCAAAGUAAAUAGUCAUUGGUUGAUAACUAAAAAGUUAUUCUGAGUCUUCAAACAUUUGACAGAUGUCCAAAAUGAGGACAGAUAUGUUUUAUUACAUAGGACUGCCAGUGCUCAACAAAAAACUCUUGAAUGUUUUUUACAUAGUGCUAUCUUGUGCAUUUUAUCAAAUUCAUCUUUUCUCUAGGUUUGUGGAUUUUGGCUUUUCCAGUAGUAUGGCCUUUAAAUGCUGUGGAUACAAAGAGUUUUACGUGAACAGAUGUAUCAAAUAUUGUGUAUCAUUGUGUACGAUAUAUUUUGUGUGUGUUUUUUCCACUAUUUUUUUGUUUUAAAGGUGACAGUUGCCAAAAGCAGCAGGAUGAUUGAACAAGCUAAAGAAUAUUAAAAUUAAUUAUUUUAAACAAAUUUUUUUUAGUGUACAGAAACAGUUGCGCAAGUGGUUAUACCACAGCUGUGUAUAUUUUUGCAAUAUUGAUGAUUCAAAAUGCACAAUGCAAUUUGGCUGUCAUUUGCACUAAGCUGUAAAAUCUUUACUAUCACACCAACUGUUUUGAAACAGCUUGUUGGUGACACUUGGGAGCUUUAUGGUCUUGUGUCAAAGUGAAGUCCUUUUUUCCCCCUCGAAUCAUUUUUUUAUUUUCUUGACCCCUUGUGGCUGCUGGCCUAUUUCUUGUGUAGACUCUAAAGGGUAUAUAUUUUAUGGCACAUUUGUUUUUGAAAUUCUCUUAAAUUCUUGUUUAAUGGGUUUGCUAUUUUAAUUUUUUAAAAUCUAUGUGGUGGUAAUAUUUGAUUGUUAUUGAUAUUUGUUCUCAUUUGUCACUCUCUUCCUCUUUUAUUUUGAGUUCGGACUUGGCGCAAUCUACAAUCUAGUCCUACAAGUUGAAAUUUCUUUUUCUGUUGUUGUUGGUGGUUGUUUGUUUUUUUUUUUGGUUUUUUUUUGGGGGGGGGGGGCUUCAUUGUGUGCAAUUUUCAAAAGUAGGUAUCCAGUCUGGUUGUGCUUGAUAACUUGUGAGUAAUAAAUGUAGACAGAUAGUAUGAACAGGAUAGAUAAUGUAGGAAACCUUGGUAAGAGAGACCAACAUAAGUGAAAUGACAAUUCUGUCGUGCAUUACCUAGAUUAACUAUAUUCCUGUUGUAGUAUGGGUCAUAAGUAAUCGAGAGGAGUCCUUAUUUUUCUAGUCUCCUGUCCUAGAAUGUUUUUCAUCUCAACUCACUCCUCUCGAGUUGGGUAACUGAGUGGUCUACUUUUGAAACAACUCAAGUUGUGUCCAGAAAGGCGUUUGACUUCUUCUGAACUCUUACAGGUUCGCAUACUCUCAUGAACAGUUAUGCAGAGUAUCACGAGUGUCACACACCCACGUUGUGUUGGGGGGAGUGAUUGAUAAUGAUAAAGCAGGAGGGGGUGCUUUGUCCACCCGUUAAGUAGUGUUUAUAGAUUUAAAAAAUAAAACACAUGCUUGCUUUGUUGAAUGCAUUUUGAGGUGGUCUUUGGGUGAAUGCUUCAAGUUCAUGAGUGUAAAAUGAUGAGGCGGAAAAAGAGAGUGCGUAUAUAAUUUGAGGGUGACUAUUGAUUAUUGUAGAUAUUACUAGUACAUGAUUGGCACCACAACCCCCAUGUCCAACGAUUAUUUGCUGUGUCUUGAGUUUUGUAGCCUGAUCAGUCUUUGACAUAUUAACCCAUGACUUCAUUAUUUUGGUUUUGAUACCACAGUUCUUAUAUAAGGGUCACAAGUGCUCAAAGACAAUUAAAAUUGUUUCAUGUACUUUUCUUAUUUUUCAAGGGAGUUGGGUACAUGGUAACUUUGGACUUUAUUUAUUCUCCAGACUUGUUACCUUAAUCUGUUGUUUUUCCUUUGUUUAACAUUUUGUUGUAGUUGUACUAACUGCGCCAGUGUGCAUCUCUUUGACUCUUAACUAAGAAACAAAACUUUCUUUUUCAACCUUUUUGUUACUAGUUUUUAUGCCAGUUAUUUAUAGUACAGAAACAAUCUAUAGACUCGUUGUGUCCCAAAAGAUGAUCAAAUAUUUAUUAAUGCAGCAUUUACUUGUAUGAAAUCAUCAGUUCAUCUCCUGGUUACUUUGUAGUUUGUUCCUUGCAGGUGCUAAUGUUGUUGUUUCCCCUCUCAGUGUGGUUUUAAAUCAGAUCCAUGUAUUUUUGGUGAUUAGCUCAGUUGGAAUUUGUAUCCAGUGUUGAAAGACGGAAGCCGGAGAAGAUAUAUAUGCUAUUUGGUAGGACCAGCACUUUAGUGUAAUAACCUGUUCCCUGCCUAGCUUUCUUUUUAGAUCCACAUCUCCUAAGACAAUUUCCUGCUAACCUUGCACUUUCACAUCCACUAUUCAAAUUUCACGCAACAUCGACAAAGAUGUUAACAUUAAUCUGCAGUUGUUUCAGAAAUGGUUACUCUUCCCAGAAGACACCACCUAUAUUUAAAGUCCUAAAAUCUUUCAAUAACCAACGAUAUGCUGUGGACAAACAUCGUAGUUGUUUUGAUGUAUGUCAGUAUUGCACAGAGGGACCCUUUUGAGGGUGUGCACCUUACGUCAACAGCAGAGGGAACAGGUUAACUAUAUUUUUUUUCUUGUAAUGUUAUUGAAGUAGUUGUCUUGAAGCAGCCUGUGAUCCCACUAGUAGUACUUACAUUCCAAGUUCUCACCAAGCGCAAAGGACAAGGUCACAGGAACUUUUCAGUUGCUGAAGACUAACUUGGAAUUUUACUAGCUGUCUCUUGGGCCUGUCAAAUUGAGGCACAUGGAGCUGAAGACUGCAGGUACACAGUCCAUGUUAAAAAUUAAAUUUCUGUGUUGAUGUCAAUGUUUGAAUGGUAUGAACACAUGAACACUUUUCAAAUGGAUUCUAAAUAGUCAUUCCUGCAGGGGUUGUUCAGGUAAAGAUGUGCCAACCACAUUAUUUUGGGUUUUUUUAAUGGUAGUUAUUGGUCUCAGGGACAUAUGCCUGACUUAACUGGCUGUCUAGCAAGUGGUGAUUCCAGUGGGACCACUGUGUUUCCCUGUGCGGGCUAGAGGGAGGGAAGGAGGCUGCUCUUGAGAUACAACUUGAUAUGUACUGUACAGUGAGAAAAUUAUUGUCAAGCAUGCACAUGGCGAAAUCAACGGGAUAUGGAAAUCUUUUUGUUGUGUACAAAUUUCGCUAUAUAUGCGUAUUUUAAUUAAAAACAAAGGUUAUAGUGCAAAAAAAAUUCGGGACUGGAAAAAUUGUUGGCCAUGUGUGUGCUAGACAGUAUUAACGUUGUAUAAUAAUAAUGCAUGGGCAACUGUUUUUCUUGUCAGUGACUUUGUCCAUCGUCAUCUCAUGUGUGUGAAAUAAGUAUUUCAUAUUUUUGUAUUCUGAUGUUGUGUGGUUGUUUUGGUGUUUGUUGUUAACCAUUUUGCUGGUUUACUGCUGCCGACAGGGGAAUCCUUUCCUGUCUCAUUGCCUGUUGGGCUGCAGUGAGAUAUUGAUAUAAAUUGCUAUGUUAAUGCACUGAAGAUAUAAAGGUACUCUCAUCAUGUAUGUAUUUUGAAUGCUGCAAUUUUGUCAUAUGAAAGCUAGGUCAUCACAUCAUUUGCAUCGCAUAUCAGAAUAUCAGAGAUUGUAAUGUAUUAUACUGCAAAUAUUUAUUAAGCGUGCGUGAGUUGGUGCAUACAGCAACAGUAGUGGGGACAAGGUUGUCAACUUUAAAUUAUGUUGUAAGAAUUGCAUGCAGAAGUUGGUAACAGAGGUUUUAGUAUUAAGUGGAGUAGCAGCUUAAUUGACUUGCUAGAUUUGCAUUGUUUGAACAGACCAUCAGACUGGCCAGUGUACAUUUGUCAAACUAUGAAGUAAGAGGGUCUUUUUACCUCUAAUGUGCUCAAGAUACGGUCUGCUGUGAAACUGGUGUGAGUAAUUGUGUGUCCAGUGAACUGUGGCUUUGUCCAAGUGAAAGAUGUGUACAGUUGCCUGUAUGUGACUUCCCCUUUUUAAAAGAAAUAGAGGUUCAAGUACUUCUGGGUUCUGAAAAUGACAUUAUUACAGUUGAAGCUAUAUGAAACCAUGCUCAAGUUUUCUACUUGCUGACUGAGCCAUCUUUGGAGAUAUGUAUGUUCCUAUGAAAGUUUAUUUGGCUGACCCAGGAAAAAGCCCCCCAAAAAACCCACCAAAGUUUGUUGUGCUGUAUGUGGAAAAUCCAAAUUUGGUGCAAUUGUGGAAAAAGUGUAACGUUCACUGUGUGUAGAUUGUCAACUCAUGCAGCACAGUUUCUGCUGUUUCCUAAAAUGAGUGCCAGAACUUUAACAAGUCAGGGCAGAAAACUUAUAACCCAGGAGAUUUUGGUAGUAGAUGUCGUGUAGUGUAAACAAAGUGCGAUAGAAGAAGAUGAAAUGUGUGUUUUGCUUUAUGUACACUCUUCGAAAAAAGAAAUGCUUUUAUGAAUUUAAAGGAUAAGAGAUAAAAAAAAAACAAGUCUGGUUUUUUACAGAUAGUGAAAUGGUGUGCGAAAUUUCAGGUUGAAAUUCCAAUAUUUUCUAUGACGUUCAUCCACACUGAGAAACUGGUUUGAAAAUUCUAGAUGGCCGCCGCAAAGACACAUUUUUCAGGAACAUAUCAAGAAAUUCACCCUUAAUACAUCUUAUUUUUAUGAAUGAGCUUCUUGCAGAAUUACAUGAAAGUGAAUGGUAGUCUUUCGUUUUUGAAAAUUUUUGCUGGUGUUUACGUCUCCCCUUUAAGGAAACCUGUGAUAAUAUCAAACAUUGUAACAAAUCAACUCCAACAACAAUAUGUACUGUUGAAAUGGGUACCCCCCAAAAUAAAAAAAUCACCAAAAUGGAGGUUUCAAUACAAGGCACAGUAACGAGUGUGUCCUCAAUAAUUAGCUAAGCACUCUAUCUAUUGUUCAUAGACCGAACCAGGUUUGCUAGGAACACUUGUUGAAUAGCAUUUCACUCUGGCUAAAGAUUGUGAAGGAGCUGGGUAAUUUUCCAUGACAAGGCAGACUAGCUUGUCCCACAUAAAUGUUCAAUUGGGUUUAGAUCAGGGCUAUUCUCGUGUGAAUUCAACUUUCUCCUAGGUGUAGUGUUUGGCGAAUAAAAUUUUUGACUCAUUUCAAGUGCUUUUACUUUUAUAGUUAUUGCAUGGGCGUAGUGUUCACUCAACAUAAUGAUUUACCACAUGAAAGUUCUCUUUAUACACUUAAGACGCAGUAUAAUUUCUUUUUAUGAAACGUUUAAAAACAAGCUACUUUUUUAUGAAAUCACACAUUUUAGCACAGGCCUCGUGUUCACAACUCAAGCACAAUAUGAAGUUAUUUACACAUUGUUGAAUUGACUGCUCGAAUAUAGCAGGUAUCAUUUCUAAAGGUAUAAAUAACAUACAUUUAUAAAUGUCGUAUGAAAAAUGCAAACAUAUUUAACGGUGGUCCCUAACAUUUUUCGAAGAGUGUUUACAUAGACUUGUCAUCCUGAGAGAUUGAUGAAGACGACUGAAUGAAGUAAAUGAGCAACCUAUUGUCAAGAUAUUAUGUUUUCUAAUGUUAUUGUUUAACUGUUUUUUGUGGUGAAUAUUAGUUGAAAAAUACAUGUUGACCUCCAUUGGUUUCAAGUUGAGCAUGUAUUGAAUGAUCAUUUCCAAUAGGAGAAUGUGUAUCUUUUUUGUGUGUGUGUGUGUAGGAAUGAUUUUGUUUGGGGUAGACUAUGUGUGUUUUGCACCAUCUGUAUAACUUAUGCUACUGAUGGCUUUCUGUAGAAAGGCUUGGUUUGAAGUUUGUAAAAAGAUGACACUGCAUAUAUGUGAAAAUGUCAGGGAUGGAACAAAUGUUAAAUAUACAUGAACCCAACAAAUUCAAAACAUGCAUUUGUACUUGUUUUGAUGUCAGAUUUAGUAGGUGACAUGGGGACAAAAACGAAAAUAGAUCUGUAUAGAGGAAAUACCACACAACAAAAACUGACAGUCACAAACAGUAAGAAAGAGAAAUAAAAAUGGAAAUACGAAUAAAUAAGAUGAUGAACCAAACAUCUGAGUCUGACUGUAGCAAACUGCAUAAGUCAUAUUUGGAAUAUUUUGAUUGCACAGGAGAAUUGUUGAAGUACUUCAGAAUGAGUGCUUGGCAGUGUCUCUGGAUACAGAAAGUAUUUCAAGGUGAAACUUAUCAGAGUGAAUUAUUCCAUCAUCAGUGUUGUCUACCUAAUUAUUGGACUUUUCCGAUCGUUCAAAAAUAAUUAUAACAACUUGUGAAAUAUUAUGCUUGCAAAGGUGCCAUGAGUAUCCCCAUGAAACUUUCAUGUUUUGAAGCCAGUUAUUAAAUUUUGAAGGAAGCUUUGAAUUGUUUGAAUAUAUGAUUUUUUUUUUUUUGAAGAGGUGAUUUCAGUUAUUUAUUUUUUUUAGUUUCAUUUCUAGAUGUUGGAAUCAAGAAGUUACAUAUUUUGCCAUGGUCAUUCUCAUGUGCUGACCUCGUGUUUAUCUAUUUAUAUUAUUAUCAUAUAUCGUCAGUAUGCGACUUUAACCAUAUAUCCGUCAAAUUAGAUCAAACACAUCUUUAGUCUGAAAUUAUGGUAUUCACAUCAGUAAUUGUAAUUCGUAAUACUGUAGUAAGUAAAAAAAAACCCACCCUACAUAAAAAUUUGAGCAAUUCUGGGAGAUGAAAAGAAAGAAAUUACUCCCCCCCCCCCGUAAAACAGUGUUUGAUCAAAUUUGGUGGAAACACGAUUUGUCGGAUACUGAUGAUACAAGUAUAGAGGUCUUGACAUAGCAUCAACGAUGACGAUGUGCUGAGAUUGGAUUUUAAUUUUAAUUGUAACAGUUUGACCUGAGAACAGCGUAGGUCUCUCUUUACAGAAUUUUAGUUACAUUUUGUGUAGAGAUGUUUAAUGGAAUAUUCAUUUCUUAAUAUAUGUGUCAUGACACGUUAAAAUCGGGUGCUCGUCAAUUUUGGGGAGUGUGGAACUACUCAUAUAAUUUUAAAGCUGGUUUAGUUGUCUUGCUUUUAAUUUAGAAAAUAUAUCCAUCUAUCUUGAAUAGAAGAAGUUAAAUAUUUGUGAUUGAAGGAUGUGGGGCUUGCCUGUUGUCAGGUAAAAUCAUCAAGUAAAUGGCUCUCAAAGUGUGUACCUUUGAUCAUUUUUUAAAGUAAAAUUUACAAUGAAAUGUGUUUUUAAAUGGACAUAAAAGACGUUUAGCCAAAAAAGAAAUUGGAUAAAAAUUAAAUAGUCCACCGGGUAGAUAGAUGUCCGUUUCUUUAGUUUCUUUAUUUUGACGAGUGCCUGAUUUCACCACCAUACCACACAUACUUGUUCUGCUCCGAGCUAUGUGAUUUUCAUUAAGUUAUUUUUUAUUGGGUUUUUGGUUUUGUUCCACAAAAGUGAGAAGAUGAAAUGAAUUUGUUGAUGUGAGCCUUUGUGUGUUGUAUUGCUUUUACAAAAUAACACUUGUAUGUGUACAUAGUUUUCUUGAAUUUGAUCAAACUCUGCACAAUGAACUGUUGCUUUGCCAGCAUUAAACGAGUUACGAUCACA
This is a messenger RNA of Aplysia californica (California sea hare), 9218 nucleotides long. Its product is annotated as CCR4-NOT transcription complex subunit 9. The transcript has 9 exons. Bases 90 to 989 code for a protein of 299 amino acids. Gene Ontology annotation, biological process: negative regulation of translation; mRNA catabolic process. Lineage: Eukaryota; Metazoa; Mollusca; Gastropoda; Aplysiida; Aplysiidae. Gene Ontology annotation, cellular component: CCR4-NOT core complex; P-body; CCR4-NOT complex. The record is from RefSeq and is a predicted model, not a curated record.